Eurytemora carolleeae is the source of this 679-nucleotide messenger RNA. Its product is annotated as troponin C. Gene Ontology annotation, molecular function: enzyme regulator activity; calcium ion binding. NCBI's taxonomy places the organism in Eukaryota, Metazoa, Arthropoda, Copepoda, Calanoida, Temoridae. The record is from RefSeq and is a predicted model, not a curated record.
GCAAUAGUUGAAGAUAUUGAUGAGGAUGGGUCAGGACAACUUGAGUUUGAAGAGUUUGUUAUGCUUAGUGCAAGGUUUCUAGUGGAAGAAGAUGAAGAAGCAUUGAAGAAAGAAUUAAAAGAUGCUUUCAGGAUUUAUGAUAAGGAAAGGAACGGGUAUAUAACUACUGGAACUCUGAAGGAAAUUCUUCAUGAGCUUGAUCCUAAAUUGACCCAGGAGGAGCUAAACGGAAUCAUAGAGGAGAUUGAUGAGGAUGGAAGUGGAACUGUAGAUUUUGAUGAGUUUGUUGAAAUGAUGACUGGUUAAAUGACCGGAUAAAUGAUCGGUUAAAUGACCGAUUAAAUGACAGGUUAAAUGACCGGUUAAAUGACCAGUUAAAUGACCGGAUAAAUGACCGGUUAAAUGACCAGUUAAAUGACCGGAUAAAUGACCGGUUAAAUGACCGGAUAAAAUAUCCUCAUAAUGUAAUCUUCAAUCUUGAAAUUUAAAUAAUUGUUAAUUAAUUAAAAAUUGCUCUUAAUGAUCAUAAUUGUUCAUAAUGUUCACGUUUUUUUUUCUUUCAAUUUUUUAGCCAUGCAUUAAUAAAGUCUUCUUUUAUUUUGUAUUCUUAAAAAAAAUUAUUAUACACGAUUUUGAAAAAACUUGUAAUUUUACAUAUGUAAUAAACACUAACAUAAAA